Molecule: messenger RNA, 1047 nt
Organism: Aspergillus pseudotamarii
Lineage: Eukaryota; Fungi; Ascomycota; Eurotiomycetes; Eurotiales; Aspergillaceae
Product: zinc-dependent alcohol dehydrogenase family protein
Exons: 8
Coding region: 1-1047 (348 amino acids)
Molecular function (GO): zinc ion binding; oxidoreductase activity
Source: RefSeq, a predicted model, not a curated record
AUGGCUACCAGCCUCCCAACGACAAUGAAGGCUCUCAGAUAUGUAAAGCCGGAGAGUUAUUGCAUCGCUGAUGUACCCCUCCCAGACGUUCGAGAGAAUGACGUUCUGAUCAAGGUCAAGGCGUGUGGGGUGUGUGGGACUGACCUUCAUAUCCACGAGGGAGGGUUCCUUGCCAAGUUUCCCCUGAUUCCUGGUCAUGAAGUCGUCGGUGUCAUUGCUGCUGUUGGCGCACGUGUAAAAAGGUUCUCCAUCGGCGAUCGUGUUGUGGCUGAUAAUUCGGAACUGUGUGGGGAGUGUUUCUACUGUCUCCGGGGCCAGGAACUGCUCUGUGAGAAUUUCGAAGCACACGGUGUUACUAUGGACGGUGGAUUCGCUGAAUACUGCGCCUAUCCCGCCAACAAGGUGUUUAAAUUCCAGAAUCUCUCGAAUGUCAACGCUACACUCAUCGAGCCUGCAUCCUGCGCUGCUCAUGGGAUCGAUAGACUCGCCGCAGCUGCUGGUUCCUCUAUUCUUCUGUUCGGUGCUGGACCGACAGGGCUGAUCCUGGCUCAAAUGCUAAAGCAAAAUGGCGGAUGUCAUGUCGUCGUUGCCGCCCCCGAAGGCUUGAAGAUGGAUUUGGCAAAGUCUCUCGGUGCAGGCCAUGAGUAUGUCGCUCUGUCGCGUAAGGAUCCAGAUGCACAACUCCAGAUGCUCAAAUCCCACCAUCCCAAUGGUUUUGACAUUGUCAUUGAGGCCACUGGAAAUAUAAAGGUCUUAGAUGACUCCAUCCACUUCGUCCGCAAAGGUGGGAAACUACUCGUGUACGGCGUCUUUGCUGAUCACGACCGUGUGUCCUGGAGCCCUAGCAAAAUCCUCAACGACGAGAUAACGAUCCUCAGCAGCUUUUCUCAAGUCCAUAAAUUUCCCACUGCCAUUGACUACCUCGAGUCCGGUCAGGUCACCGUCGAUGGUAUUGUGAACAAGACGUUUAGAAUCGAAGAAUGGGCCCAGUGCUUAGAAGAAGUUCGGAAUAAGAACGCCAUCAAGGCGGCCAUCGUCUUUGACUAG